AAUGUCUGCGCCCAUGUUAACUUGACUAGAUAAUUUUUUGAGAUGGUUAUUUUAAAUAUAAACAGGGAAUUUAUUUCAGCAUUUUAUUAUGGAAAACAUAAGCUUUUAUAUUUGGAUUGUUUGUUUUAUCCUGAUGUCCCCAACCGUGAAGAAUGCAGAGGAAAACCUAGCUUCAAAAUUACGUGCAGAAAGAAUGCACAGAAUGAAAUGUGGUUAUGAAUUGAAGACACUUUGGACAGCUGAGCUAGCACAUGCACCCUUUGCAGCUGCCCCUCUAGUGACCCUUGUUGAUGAUGACCAAAAACUAGAUAUAGUGGCUGCUCCGUUCAGCGAAAGCUUCUCAGUUCUCAAUUCAGAGACCGGCAAAAUACUAUCACAAACAGCUUGGCCAGCACUUAAUCUGGAUAAUUCUGUGCAUGCUAGUCCUAUACAGUUUGAUAUCAAUAAUAAUGGGCAAUUAGACAUCCUCUUUACAACAUCUUCAGCUGAGCUAAGAUUUUAUACACCUGCAGGACACUUUCUACGAAAUCAAACUGUACAGCUGCCUCCUGCUUAUGUUGCAUCUGAUUGGUACAAAUCAGACCUUGUUGUGAAGUUUGAAGACAUCGAAAAAUAUACAUCAUUUUCACAAACCGAAGAUAGCAAGUAUUUGCCAAUUGAUCCUCAUGUUUUGGCCACACCUAUACUUGCUGAUUUAAACAACGACUUUAGAGUAGAGGAACUGGUGAUUCCUGUGUCUUAUUUUUAUGAAGAGGAUGACUACAGGGUGAAGGAAAAGUUGAAAACACUGGGAGGACUGGAGUUUUCUGAUAUUGACAAGUACUUGGUGGCUGGUAUCACAGUGCUGAAUUUGACGACUGGACAAACCAUUUGGAACAAAUUAUUGGACCUCACUCAGGUCGAUGCAACAUUUCCCGCCUACAACAUUUUUUCACCCACCGUAAUUGACUUUGAUGUUGAUGGAGGUCAGCUGGAGGUCAUCAUGGGUACAUCUGCUGGAAGUCUCUUCGUAUUUAACCAGGAUGGCUCAGUAAGGACUGGCUGGCCAGUCAGUCAAAACACUAUACAUGGACAAAUCACAGCAGCUGACUUGGCUGGUGAUGGAGUGGUGAAGAUUAUAACCAUUGACACCAGCGCCAAUGUGAUUUGUUACAACAAGGAAGGAAACAAACUCUGGGAGUCUGUCGUCUCUGGCACCUCAUCGCCCGGGAGUCGCCUGUAUGAUGUCGACAAGGAUGGAACAAUGGAUAUUAUUAUUACUACUGAUGAUGGAUUCAUCUAUGCUUUGAAUGGAGUAACUGGCACAGUACUACCAGACUGGCCAGUGUCUGUGGGGGCAAGGAUGACGGCAAAUGUACUCAUCACAAGGGUCUCCAACACCCACACUACCCCAGACAUGGUUGUAAUGGCAGAUGAUGGAUCUAUUCAUCUGAUAUCGAUGGAUCUGAAAUGCAAAUCACAGAUUCCUCUUGGAGAAACCUCAUUGGUCCAGGUCUUAUCACAUGACCUGAUCAAAUGGUUUUCUGGAAUGGAGCUGUUGGUUGCUACUAGUGAUGGAACACUAAUGUGCUUGGCAACUGGACAAGAACUAGCGGAAUUUGAUGAUGCCAGGGAUGAAACUCUUAGAAGCAACCAUAUGUUGUCUUUGACUUCUGAAACAAAGACUGCAAAUGACUUUUCCUUCUCAGAGAAAAAGACAGGUGUUUAUAUCACCACUACCAACAAAAUUGAAACAGAGGUCACAGGAGAAACAUUUCCUGUGGAAUUUGAAAUCAUUGACCCCUUGUACAAGCCCGGUAAAUCCAAGUACUUUGUGGCUAUAUAUUUUGGAAAUAGAUUGCUGAUGCAAGGAGAAUUUCCUGAACCAAAGACUUAUAAUGUACAAGUCCCUGCUGGGGAGGAGCCAAGUCAAGGUCAUGUGACUGUGAGAUUGACCAAUCAGUAUGGACAAAUUUUUGAAGACAGAUUUUCAUUAAGAUUUAAUAAAUUGAUCAUGGAGGAUCUACAAUGGCUUCUGUUAGCCCCCUUCGUUGCCAUGAUUAUUAUUCUGUUGGUUCUUCAUGGGUUUCCUGCCAAAGACUUGCUACCCUACACGAACCAGUCCAAAAGUAACUGACAGGGUACAAGUUUUCCAUUUCCAAGAAGAUCUCCAUCCUUUGAUCUAGUGGUAUUUGUUGCAGUGGCCAGCUUGGUGCAGUUCUUCUACUAUGUGUUGACUGUGAUGUAUCAACUAGGAACCAUGUUCAAAAGAUAUCUUAAACUAUUUCCUAUUCCAAGACUGUGUUACAAUUGAAUGAAGUGUGUGGAUUUGACAUUUCAGCUGUUUGAUACUGUGUGGAGUGAAUGUAGUAUUGAAGUAUAUAGAGGCAAUGAAAAAGUAAGGUUUAGAUGAUCUACUGGUAGGUUUUGAACCUGUGAAUGUUUGUGAAGAAUGUGCACACAUUGUUCAUGUGUAUAGCUGUUAUUUCAUCUACAUUUCAUUAUGCACAUACAUUGUGUGUACAUGUACAUAUAUAUGACCUUGGUACAUGAACUGUUAUUUAAUAUAUGAUAUGUUUGGGAAUAACAGGUUGUGAAAUUGAUUGGUUUACAUGUAAUUAUAAAUUACAUGUAUAUAACAUUAUUUAAAUUGCAUAUAAGUACAUUUAUAUUUGUACAUAGUAACUUCAAAAUUAUACUGACCACAUGUGAACAUGACACAAGCCUUUAAAAAGUUAGAACCAUUUUAACAAGACCUUGGACUUUCGGUUGGAGGUAACUAUUUAUUUCUUGCAUCAAAACAGGUUAAAAAUGAUGCUGGUUUUGAGUGAAAUAUGCAUGGAUUGCAGCUCAAACACCAGACAAAUAUUCUUGAUUUCAAAGAACCAUUACUGAGUGGCCAACAAUGAAAUAGACAGGCCUACGUCACAUUGCUCUUUGACAGUACUACCCAAAGUCCAAGCUCCUGUUAAAAGGGCUCUAUUCAUUUUCAUAUACUGUCCUAAACAAGAUCACUGACGCAACAUUUUUAUCCAACAUUGUAGACAUGAAUAACUGUAAAUAACAUCAACUGAUUGCCAGAUAAUUACGUAUUUAUCUGCAAUAAAACAUCUGACAGAGUCUAUAAAAUUGUGUUUGCUCAAUUAAUUUGUUUUGCAUAAUAACCAUGGAUUUAUAGUGUAUAUGUUAAAGUCUACAUCAUUGUAUUUACAUUCUGUAUUUAAGACAUAGAAAUGGUAACAAAAUUUGAAUUACCAGUUAUACUACUUGUUGAACUUGACCUAAUGCUGUACAACCAAAUUGCUUUAAGAAAUGUAUUCUAUGAUACAAUCAAGUAUAAACAUGUGCUUAUUUUCCA
Messenger RNA from Magallana angulata, 3337 nucleotides. RefSeq lists its product as uncharacterized. Lineage: Eukaryota; Metazoa; Mollusca; Bivalvia; Ostreida; Ostreidae. The coding region runs from base 89 to 2116 and encodes 675 amino acids. The transcript has 12 exons. Gene Ontology annotation, molecular function: protein binding. The record is from RefSeq and is a predicted model, not a curated record.